GCCGCCGUGACCUCCGAGAUGUGUGAUCGCCCAGAUGGUUGUCUCCGGCCAUUAUUAGGUGUGCGGUCAUAUUUAAUGCUUCCAUUGAGCUAUUGCUUCGUGGCUCCUGCUGUCUGACUUGCGAAGAUGCUCUAGUUGUCCCUCUGAGUUGUUCCGUCACUCAUACAUAUCGCUCCUCCGCCGCGGCAUCGCCUUCGCGCCUCCGAUGUCGUCACCCCAAAAUGGUCUUCACAGGCAGCACUUAAUAUCGCCAUCCGAUGGUCGUCCGUCUUCGCAUGAGUCGUCAAGUCCUCUUCGCCAAGAUAGGGACUAUGACUAUGCUGCUUCAGAGCCGCGGGACAGUAUGCAGAUGGAUGACGGCCGAAAGAGCGGGGAAUUGGAGGGCAGUACACUGGGCAGCAGUUCGCGCGAAGGGGAAAGGAGGAAGAGACAUCGUCAGAGCCAGAGGUCUGGGGGAUUCUUGCUAGAUACGCCGUUCAUACCGUCUUCGAAGCUUCUACGGUCGACGCCUCAGCAGCGACAGCAUCAACAUCAGCCGCAGCCCACGGGUGCUGUGAAACGAGAAGCACCUGAACCAGAGAUCGUCGUCCCGAAGCGAAAGUCGCGUCGUCCAUGGCACCGUCAUAAACACUCCGUGGGAAGUUCACCAUUAGCUACAGCCGUCACCAAUGCUUCGAAUGCUGAAGAGAUCCCCCAGCAUACGCUGGAGCCGUCAGGGUUCACUCCUAACACGCAUGCUGCUCAUCGGCCUGCUUCCGCUACCAUUCCCUCCCCCGUUGUUGGUUUGGACACAGACCCGGCCCAGAUCGUGAAUCUCGCUUUGAACCUGAGCGAGUCUCGAAGGAGAAACUACGCUAGCCGUUUCCCAUCGACCCCUGUACCUACGAGCAGAAAGAUAAGCCAACCAUCUUUCGCACUUGCGGAGAACAACGCGCAUAGAUUGAGUGGAGGGUACUGGCAACUGAAUCCAUAUGGGCCUCGUAGUCCCAGUUACGCGCAGCCUGUCAGUGCCUACAGGUCCCGUCAUGCAUAUACGAUUCCGAGAGAAUUCUCCGAUACAACAAGCUUAGCUCCUAUUGCGAUCGAUAAUGACUCACAGUCAGAUUAUGAAUUUUCGGACGCUACCCUGGCGAGAGCUGAGAAGGCCCGGAAUCAUUUCGAACUCUUCUUUGAGUACCUACGGCUUCUUCCACAUCUGCCUCCCCUUCGACCCUCUAGACGGGGCUCGUCUUCGAGUAGUGAAUCCUCGGCAGAAGACGAGGCACUAACGGGGCGUGUCUACAAUCCGUUGCAAUGUAUCCGCAACAGGAAGGUGCGCUAUCGGGAGAAAUGCCCGAUAGAUACUGAAGCAGAGGGAUGGCAGGACGUGUCGCGCGUUCAUGAAUGGGUCAACGCCAUAGAAGCGAGAGAUGAAACAGGACUUGACGACCCUGACACGUGCGUAAGACUUCCCCCUUUCCAAUAUACCCAUAUGGAAAAACGCGAAGUGGACGAAAAGGAUGCCGACCGGUCGACAACCUCCCCAUCAUCGAGCACGAGACGCCCGUUUGGUACGAGCAAUGUGAAGACACGGCGUCCGAGACUUGAUUGGAUUGUAACGCCUGCAGAAUUGCUUGCGGAUGCUGCUUGGUUGGAAGACCCGGUCAACAAAGCCAAGAUCUUGGAUAAAGACAACAAUAAGCUUUAUCCUAACCCAACCAUGCUGAAACAUGUUGAAUGGAAAAUAUCCCACUCAAUACCGAACAAGGAGCCGAUCAGCGAGGAGCAGGAAGCCCCCGAGACUGGGAGAUAUGACCUAUCUGGCUCUUUGCCGAAUUUUCAGCGCAGUACACAAAAAGGCAGACAUGUUGGCCGUGGACGCCACAGGCAUAGGUUGCACGAAUCUCUCCGCCACGCUACUAGCCCCAGCAGCUCAGAUAAGGACGGAAAAUCCAGUUGGCGAAAGUCUCUCAUGCGAUCUGACAGCUCUUCCAGCGACACAUCCGAUGAUGAAAGCUGGCGGGGGCGGGCUCGCCAUUCCCACUGGAGACAACGCUUGCAUGGGGUCCGUGAACGCCCAAGAGAUGACGACCAGCCUCGAAGGUCUGAAUCACUCACAAGGCAGUCACAAGAAUCAUCAAGGAGGAACGAUAUGGCUGAUGGUACUACGAAGAAAGAUGCGUCCGGUGCAGCCUACGCUUCUUCUGUCUCCCCUCCGGAGUUGAGGGUCGACCGGGGCAGGCCCCCUGCUGUGAAGAGAGUAAGGACUUCAAUGUCAUCGACUGGAACCAUCGGCGAUCGAGAGGAUGUUCGGAAGUCAUUAGAAGAUCAAGAUAGCACGGCACCAAAUUCUCCGCUAUGUGGCAGUCACUUUCCUAGUAUUGCGGUCAACCUCUCGCCGCCAUCGAGCCGAUCUCCGUCCCCUACUAAAAAGGCGUUGCCUAAGCUUAUAGGCUCAUUACACGAAAGAAGUCGCAGCAAGCAACGAAACAAGUUUGAAUUCGAGGCCCCGGUAUAUGACACCUCACCCGAGUCUCCGACAAUAGACAAGCGCAGGACGCUCGACAGUAUCGACCCCUUAGAACGUGUUGAAACGCUCGAGCCGGUAUCAGCGACAGACGCAUAUCCCGCAAGUCCAGAAGGAAGAGGGAGUAUCCGCAGAGAGGGGCCAAAGGCAAACAAGCUCAGUCAAGAGUCAAAGCUGCGUGGGAUCUUCAAGGGGGGGAGAAUUGCUGAGCUUGUUGGAAACGAGGUCUCAAAAGUUGGAGACCUGAUUCGGAAGAAAGAUUCGCACGGACAUUCCCGGAAAUCUUCAUCUGCAUCUAGUAUUAUAUCGGACUACAAUGACUCAGAUGACGAGAAAGGAAAUGGCGGACCCAAACCAGGUGCGAAGAAUAUUAUAAAACGCCUGCCGACCUUUUCGGACGACAACGGUCGUCUGUCACGCAAAGAAACCGAAAAGGAUAUGCCAAGAACUGUCAAUCCAAACCUUCCGACUUUCACGUCUCCAUUCAAACAUGAUGGUGACAACCGGAAGUCGUCGGACGCUGAACCCUCUUCUGGGCUCCAGGGCGCGAGUGCCGAAAAGGCAGAGAAUGCCGCACAAUACGGACCUGACGCCAUUCCGCAACUAUCUCCAGGUAUACCCAAAUCUAGGUUUUCAAUAAACGACCGGAGAGAUAGUUACGCAUUCCGUCCUGCCUUAAAUGUCUGGGGCGAGCAGAUCUCUCCUGGGAAGGGACAAAACCGGGACACCUACGAACCUUACGUUCAUAGUCGUCCUCCUGUUACCGGUCUAGCGAAUGCGGAUGUAUCUUCCAUCUCAUCGCGUAAGCGAAGGCCGAUUAUUUCGACACGAGCUUGGAGCAUUUCAGAACGCAGCAUUACUACUAUCGGUGAACCCAAUCUGACAGACAAGAAGGAAAUUGAACGAGUUAAGGCUCUCCUUCUAUCAUCAGGGAUCAAGGCUCGUGAAAUCUGUCGCCGCGCCGAGUCUGUUCGCAGCCCUCCCCCAGAAUUUCUCAUCAGAAGCUUGCCAAACCCCAACGAUCCUGUUCCGUGCUUCCCUGAGUUCGAAAAAUUCGACUGUGCUGCAAAAAACUUCGUGCGUACGUUCGAAAGCCGUAGAUCAUCCCUUCGACAAUCUAUGGAUCGAUUCUCCGGCGUUACCUCCCCUUCUUUGAAAUCUGAACUGGAGAAACUCGAGACACUGGUCAGCCAGUCUUUGACACCGCGUGUACGGGCUGCUGCUAUUGAAGCAGAGGCAUUGACUACCCAACUAAACACCACAAGUACUCUUGCCAUAAAAGAGCUCAGCGAUGCCCUUGAUAGGGGCGUACGAAAACGCAACCGAAGGUUCCGCUGGGUGCGACGGACGGGAUUUGUACUGUUGGAGUGGUUGCUAGUUGGCGUGAUGUGGUGGGUCUGGCUGAUUGUCAUGAUCUUCAAGGUCGGCCGCGGUAUUUGGAGAGCCACGGUUUCAAGCAUCCGAUGGGUGCUUUGGCUGUGAUCGCGAUAAUACAAGAUAGAUUAUCGCGAUGAUCUGCUGGAGCUCUUAUUUCUUUUACUCCAUUUCUCUCGUGUCAACCAAGGUUACGAUUACAGCCGCCGAUUUUCCCUUUCGCAUUUU
Molecule: messenger RNA, 4108 nt
Organism: Paecilomyces variotii
Lineage: Eukaryota; Fungi; Ascomycota; Eurotiomycetes; Eurotiales; Thermoascaceae
Exons: 1
Coding region: 206-3988 (1260 amino acids)
Source: RefSeq, a predicted model, not a curated record